Molecule: messenger RNA, 1005 nt
Organism: Sus scrofa (pig)
Lineage: Eukaryota; Metazoa; Chordata; Mammalia; Artiodactyla; Suidae
Product: olfactory receptor 51G2-like
Biological process (GO): G protein-coupled receptor signaling pathway
Cellular component (GO): plasma membrane
Molecular function (GO): olfactory receptor activity; G protein-coupled receptor activity
Source: RefSeq, a predicted model, not a curated record
AUGUUUCCCAUCAGCAGCAAUGACUCUGUCAUUUCCACCUUCCUGGUGACAGGCACACCUGGGCUGGAGGCCGUGCACACCUGGAUCUCCAUACCUUUCUGUGCCAUGUUCUUGGUUACCCUGGUGGGCAACACGACCAUCAUGGCAGUUAUCUGGAAGGAACACCCCCUCCAUGUGCCUAUGUACCUCCUCCUGGCCAUGCUCGCUGCCUCGGAUCUGGGUCUGUCCCUCUUCACCUUCCCUACAAUGCUGGGGAUCUUCUGGCUGGAUGCGCGAGAGCUCACGUUCUCGGCUUGCUUCGCCCAAAUGUUUUUCAUCCACACGUUCCAGGAUCUGGAGUCUGGGGUCAUCCUGGCGAUGGCCUUUGACCGCUACGUGGCCAUUUCUCACCCGUUGCGCUAUUCUUCCAUCCUCACCAACGGCGUAAUUGCCAGGAUAGGCUUGGCGAUCACUGCGCGAACCCUGACUGUGCAGGUGCCCCUCCCGAUCCUCCUGAGGAGGCUGUGCUUCUGUCGCUCCAAUGUGCUAUCUCAUCCCUACUGCCUGCAUCCAGACAUCAUCAAGCUCUCCUGCUCCAACACCAGGGUCAACAGCAUCUUGGGACUGUGCGUGGUCCUCUCCACCAUGGGACUUGAUUUUUUUCUCAUUCUCAUUUCAUACGUCCUGAUUCUGAAGACGGUCCUGAGCCUCGCCUCCCACGGUGGCCGCCUCAAGGCGCUCAGCACCUGUGUCUCGCACCUCUCUGCCGUGACCCUCUUUUUCACGCCCAUGAUCUGCCUGUCUCUUCUGCAUCGCUUUGGCCCCAGACUCCCCUGGCACAUCUAUGUCACCAUGGCCAACAUGCAUUUUCUCAUCCCUCCCGUGAUGAACCCCAUCGUGUACGUGGUCAAAACCAAGCAGAUACGAGAGAGAAUUCUGAAACUCUUCCUCAAAAAAGGACCAGGAGGAUCUCAAGUCACAUUCAGUAUGGGAAUGAGCACAGACAAACAGAAAAAUGCCUCAUGA